GUAUUUUGAUUGCAAAAUAGAAAGGAAAAGUUUUUCUUUCUUUUUAUUGUCCAAUAAACGCAUCUCUCGUUGAUUUCUCAAUAAAUUUUUAAUAAAAAAUGGAACUCCGAAGGCAUAUCUAAAUUAAUUAAAUUAUAAUAUUGUCUUGAAUCUUCACAAAUUCAAAGAAAUAAUUGCAGGGUGUGAGAAAAUACACUUGGAAAACACUUAACUUUUGACAACGUACGCACAAAAGGUCUUUCGCAAUUUUUUUUUUUUCUUUUGGAACGACCAUUCUUAAAAAACUCGGCCGAAGAAAGGAAAAAAUAUUUUAAAUUAAAAUUGUGUGAGAGAGUUUGGAGAAAACGAUGGGAGACUCAAUCGCAGCCACAAUUCACGAACACGUUCUAGAAGCUAUAUUCUCGUAUUUAGGCCUCCGAGACUUAAGGAAUUGUUCGCUCGUGUGUAAGAGAUGGUAUCGCUUCCUCAACGACGAAAACAAUGACGUCUGGCGAAUGCAUUGUAUACGAAAAUUAGCUGAAGAAGCAUUAAAAUCAGAUCUGUUAUCUUCGGUGCCCACCUAUAAGACAAAAUUAAGGGCAUUCUAUCAUGCCUGGAAUCCAAAUGACUGCUCUAGGAAUGUCUAUAUUAAACCAAAUGGAUUUACUCUGCAUCGUAACCCAGUUGCACAGAGUACGGAUGCAGCGAGAAGUAAAAUAGGCUUUCGACAAGGACGCCACGCCUGGGAAGUCAUAUGGGAGGGUCCACUUGGUACAGUGGCAGUUAUUGGAAUCUCAACAAAAGAAGCCGCCCUUCAGUGCCACGGCUAUGUAGCAUUAUUGGGGGCAGACGAUCAGAGCUGGGGUUGGAAUCUUGUUGAUAAUCAUUUACUCCAUAAUGGAGAUGCACAGGGAAAUUAUCCCUUGCUAAAUAAUGCGCCAAAGUAUCAGGUAGGUGAACGAAUAAGAGUCAUAUUGGACUGUGAUGACAAUACUCUUUCGUUUGAAAAGAAUUACGAAUUUUUAGGAGUAGCGUUUAGAGGUUUGCCGGACAAAAAACUAUAUCCUACUGUUUCAGCGGUAUACGGUAAUACAGAAGUAUCCAUGGUUUAUCUGGGUCCACCAUUAGACGGUUAAGAACUAUAUAAUUGCAAUAGGACUAUAUAUGCAAUAGUAUGCAACGUUUUUUUUGCUACUCUCGCGUAUUUGCCCCCGCCCACAUUCCGACAUGAUUUUUUAUUAACAAAGAAAAGAAAAAAAAAACAAAGCAAACUGCAAAAGCAAAAUAUAAAUGCAUUACGCAAAACAACAACACACAACGGUUAACAUAAUAAUAUUAUAUUUUAUAUACACAGUUGCAGAGAAAAAAAAAAGUAGAAUGAUUAUUAUUUCAUACAUAAAUUAAAUUUUCUUUUAAUUUGAUGACAAAAUUUAAAUACAUUUACCCGUAUAUAUACUUACAAAAUUUUUAGUUAUUAAGUAGAAAACAAAAUAAUUAAGUAAAAGAAAGCUCUUCUCAUGUCGCAAUAAAUAUAAAACUAUUUAUUUAUUUUUUUUUUGUUUCAUAGGAUAAUUAUUAAUUUUAAAAGAGGUCCGUUUUUUUUCUUGUAUGUCGAUAGUUUUGUUUUAGCACUUUUUAAUUAUAUUACUUUUUUUUGUAUAAUUAUUGUACUCCUGUUUUUUAAUUAUUUAAAUAAAAAGUUGUCGUUUUUAUGUUGUCUGUAUAUUGGUGCUAGUCAAUAAAAAUCAUCCCCCUCCAA
Episyrphus balteatus (marmalade hoverfly) is the source of this 1738-nucleotide messenger RNA. It is a transcript of the gene Fsn, whose product is annotated as F-box/SPRY domain-containing protein 1. NCBI's taxonomy places the organism in Eukaryota, Metazoa, Arthropoda, Insecta, Diptera, Syrphidae. The transcript has 4 exons. The record is from RefSeq and is a predicted model, not a curated record. Gene Ontology annotation, cellular component: SCF ubiquitin ligase complex; synapse. The coding region runs from base 348 to 1115 and encodes 255 amino acids. Gene Ontology annotation, molecular function: protein binding. Gene Ontology annotation, biological process: synapse assembly involved in innervation; proteasome-mediated ubiquitin-dependent protein catabolic process.